AGGACAAUGAACUGUUGUAAUAAAAAAGAAAUACAGCACGGGCGGAAUCAGCCACGUCCAACUAGCGGGUUUUCUCCCUCCUGAUUUGCUUUAUACUGUAGAUAGGCAGACAGAAUGGAGAUGUCAGGAGGAGAGGCACUGAAAGAGUAGUAGUGGAGGGUGGGAGACGACGAAACCAGGAGUGGUGAGGAUGUAUUAUGCAAUAGUAGAACAAAGGAGGUACAAGAAGGGGAAAAAGAAUAUUAUCAGAUUACCGCAAUCCCUGGUCGGCCAGGUAAAGAUGGGGAAAAAGGAAUAAAAGAAAAAAAAAAAUCAGAUUCAAAUUAAGAAUUAAAAUCAAAAACACGGGGUUGAACGGGAUGAAGCGGAUGGAAAAGAAAGAUAGAUUAAGAAUCGUAGCUGGGGUAAGUAAGGGAAAUCAGAUACAUAAGUGGAGUGGAGAUGGACUGGGCUGCCAUGGUUGAGGAUGCACGAAAGACACCACAGUGACGAAUGCGUUAUCCACAGGCAACUGUAGCUCUCACGGACAACGGAAUUGGGAACGAGAAGAUGGAUCGGCAGGUUGCAGACGGUCGGGGAAGGGAACCAGCUACUGACAAGAUCAUUGUGUAAGAGCGAGAGACCGCGUGUGGAUGUGGAUGUGGGUAAGGGUGUCAGAGUAAAUGGAGCUAAGAAAGAGCAAACACACCCGGAUAUUAUUCACCAGCCAGCCAAGGUACCUUUUUUGUGCCCUCUUUGACAAUAGGAAUUGGAGAGGGAUGUGGAUGGAGCCAUGGGAAUGGACGGUCAAGGUCAGCCUUGGACUGGCGUGGUCCUUUCAGAAUUCAGACUUUCGGACACAACGCCAUCCCUGAAAGCGGACAAGUCAAAGCAAGAAUUGCACCGGCGAUGCCCGCUAGAAGCACCCAAGAAAAUAAUAAUAAUAUUAGAUAAAUAAAAUAAAAAUCAUA
Aspergillus welwitschiae is the source of this 950-nucleotide messenger RNA. RefSeq lists its product as uncharacterized. The transcript has a single exon. The record is from RefSeq and is a predicted model, not a curated record. The coding region runs from base 663 to 854 and encodes 63 amino acids. NCBI's taxonomy places the organism in Eukaryota, Fungi, Ascomycota, Eurotiomycetes, Eurotiales, Aspergillaceae.